AUGCAAUGCCCAACUACUACUUCAGUUCAUGAUUUACACAUUAUUGACGAUGCUAAUAAUAUUGUUCGCUGGCAUCGAAUGUCUCAAUGUCCAAUAUGUCUACAAUUGAUACCAUAUGACGAACGGCGACUGAUAGGAAGCAAAGUAUUGCAUAGUUCGUGCAUCGUCUGUGCUGAGUGUCAUAAAUCGAUUGGUGACGGAGCUUUUGAACAGGACAAUGAUGAAAUUCUCUGUAUGAAUUGCUAUAACGAUAGAAACAAAGCGUCAGUAGAGUCCACGUCUCCACCGAUAAUAACAAAUGAUGAGUUAUCGAGAAAAGAUGAAGAACUUAUAAAUACUAAACCAUCGAUAAAUUCAGCUGUUCGCUACGGAUCAAUGAAAUCCUUCAUUGAACGAGUUCAUCUAUAUAAUGAAUACAAUCAGAAGAAAACAUCACAUUUAACCAUCAAAGAAAAUGAUGGUAAAAUAAGUGUUUCCGGUAUGCUUCGUAUUUAUUGGAAUAUUAGUACACCAGUUAAAUUGAAAUCAGGCCAAUCAAUACCACUUGGUUUAUAUCCGAAAUCAUUGGGUAUUUAUGAUAUAAAUGAGGACAAUGGAAUCGACGAACACUCAUCUAAGAACCUUGAUUCAAUCUCUAAACGUCCCUGUUAUGAUGACACUGUUCUAUCAAAACUAUCUCUUAACGACGACACUGAUUCAAGCCAAAUAGCCAAUCUUCGACGUGUCCAAACAAUUCGUGUAGCUCAGAAUCAUCGUAAACCAUUACGAAUGGCCUUACCAACGUUUCUAUCGUCGUCGAAUGACGACGAUGAAACUCGCUCAUUUAUUCCCGCAAAAGAUAGUAUGACAACAGUGUAUGUUGAUAGUGAAACAACAGUCCAUGAAACGAUAAAUCUUCUAUUUUCGAAACAUUUCAUCGAAGAAUUGAAUUCGAAUACAUUCACAUUAUACAAAGUCGAACGUCGGAAUGGAAACUGUAUCGAACUGAGUGACGACGAUUAUCCAUUGAUUUUACGUAUUCUAGCUGGCCCAUUUGAGAAUGAUAUUUUAUUUUAUUUAAUGGAACACGGAAAAUCCAAAACUGUGCCAUUAGAAGUCUCUAAUUAUCUUGUUCUUCCCGAAUCGAUGUUACGCGCAUUUAUUGAUAAGUUUUCCUACGAAGAAGUUGAACAUGUUCACAUGAUUAAACGGAAAUAUUUAGCAUACAAACAAUUACUUCUAAGGCAAUUUGAAUUGGCGAUUAAUCAAUCUUAA
Molecule: messenger RNA, 1254 nt
Organism: Adineta ricciae
Lineage: Eukaryota; Metazoa; Rotifera; Eurotatoria; Adinetida; Adinetidae
Source: the annotation of a GenBank genome assembly